Messenger RNA from Penicillium coprophilum, 1791 nucleotides. RefSeq names its product putative dihydroxy-acid dehydratase (gene ilv3C). Gene Ontology annotation, molecular function: hydro-lyase activity. The transcript is spliced from 3 exons. Lineage: Eukaryota; Fungi; Ascomycota; Eurotiomycetes; Eurotiales; Aspergillaceae. The record is from RefSeq and is a predicted model, not a curated record. The coding region runs from base 1 to 1791 and encodes 596 amino acids.
AUGGAACAAGAUCCCAACAGAGACUAUGAUCUUACAAUUCCAGUCACGUCCACAUCUGGACUUCGCCAGGGUCUAACAUCCUAUGGAGAUGCCCAUUUCUCUCUCUUUCUUCGAAAAGUUUUUAUCAAGGCACUUGGUUAUUCAGAAGAUGCGCUUUCACGUCCAAUAGUGGGUAUCAUCAACACUUUUUCAGGGUUCAAUCCCUGCCAUGCCAAUGUGCCCCAGCUCAUUGAGGCUGCCAAGCGCGGCGUGCAACUUAAUGGAGGAUUGGCAAUAGAAUUUCCUACGAUCAGUGUCGCCGAGUCAUUCUCACAUCCUACCAGCAUGUUCUUGCGGAACCUCAUGAGCAUGGAUACGGAGGAGAUGAUCCGAGCCCAACCGUUGGAUGCUUGUAUCAUGAUCGGCGGGUGUGAUAAAACCGUCCCUGCUCAGUUGAUGGGUGGCAUUUCCGCUAACAAACCAAUCCUACCACUCAUCACUGGUCCAAUGAUGCCAGGGAGCCACCGCGGCCAGCGUAUUGGGGCCUGUACGGACUGCCGAAACAAUUGGGCCGCUUUUCGAGCGGGUGAGAUUGACCUUGAGGAAAUCUCGGCCAUCAACGAAGAGCUUGCUCCAACGAUAGGUACAUGCGGUGUCAUGGGAACUGCCAGCACAAUGGCUUGUCUGACUGCUGCGUUGGGAAUGAUGCCGCUUCGGGGCGCAACUGCACCAGCAGUAUCAUCUGCGAGAUUGCGAAUUGCUGAGGAAACCGGCGCAAAUGCAGUCGCAACUGCUAAAUCAAAGAGAAAACCACAAGAGAUCUUGACUAAGGAAUCUUUCUGGAAUGCCAUCACAGUGCUCCAGGCCAUUGGGGGCUCGACAAAUGCCGUUGUUCAUCUGCUGGCUAUUGCAAAUAGACACCCAGAACUGCAGGGAGCCAUCACUUUAGAUACCAUUGAGGAAAUUGGCCGCAAAACUCCGCUCUUAAUUGAUCUCAAGCCGAGUGGAGAUAACUAUAUGAAUGACUUCCAUAAUGCAGGAGGCAUGGUGGCGCUGUUGCAGGUGCUUCGACCCCUGCUCCAUUUAUCUGCAGUGACAAUCACUGGGCAAACGUUGGGUGAGGUUCUCGAUGCGUCUCAGUCCAAGCGGCUUUCUUUUGCGCAACAAAUUAUUCGACCGAUGUCGGACCCUUUGUUUCCCUCGUCAUCCCUGGCUGUUCUGCGUGGCAACCUUGCCCCAAAUGGAGCGGUCCUUAAAGUCUCAGCGUCAAAGUAUCGUCACUUACUCUCUCACACUGGAUCGGCCGUAGUGUUCAAGAAUUCGGCCGACCUUGCUCAGCGGAUCGAUGAUCCAAACCUAGUUGUGACGAGGGACAGUGUGCUGGUCCUAAAAAACAUUGGUCCGAUUGGAAAUCCCGGUAUGCCAGAGGCUGGCCUUAUACCGAUCCCAAAGAAGUUAGCAGAGGCAGGAGUCAAGGAUAUGCUACGACUUUCAGAUGGUCGGAUGUCGGGGACGGCGGGCGGAACCAUUAUUCUCCAUAUCUCGCCAGAAGCUGCACUGCCAGAGUCACCAUUUGGCGUGGUGGAGACUGGUGACUUGAUCAUUUGUGAUAUAGAGACAAGGAAGUUGCACUUGGAAGUUUCCGAAGCGGUAUUGCAGACUCGAAUUGAGAAACGCAGACAAAGUCUUGUAGGAGACACACAGGCAAGAAAGCAGAGGAGAGGUUACCGCGGGUUGUAUGAGCGAUCGGUGAACCAAGCCCACGAGGGAGCAGAUUUUGACUUCUUAGCAGCUGGAGGUACCAGCACGUAG